This is a messenger RNA of Salvelinus sp. IW2-2015, 1905 nucleotides long. RefSeq names its product patched domain containing 3b (gene ptchd3b). The record is from RefSeq and is a predicted model, not a curated record. Gene Ontology annotation, cellular component: membrane. NCBI's taxonomy places the organism in Eukaryota, Metazoa, Chordata, Actinopteri, Salmoniformes, Salmonidae.
GUCAUGCUCAUGUUUACCGCCUCGCUCAACGACAAACCCUUUGUGUUUAAGGUAUUGGAAUUGACGACAUGUUCAUCAUGAUUUCCUGUUGGCAGAAGACCAAYGUCCAUGAUAGCGUGGUGGAUCGUCUGGCCGACACCUACCAAGAUGCCGCCAUCUCCAUCUCUAUAACCACGAUAACGGAUGUCCUGGCGCUGUACCUGGGCUUCAGCUCACCCUUCGGCUCUGUUCAGACCUUCUGUCUUUACGCCGGCACAGCUAUCCUUUUCUGUUACUUCUACAACAUCRUAUUCCUUGGUGCGUUCUUAGCACUGAAUGGCCAGAGGGAAACUAGCAACCGGCACUGGUUCACCUGUGUGAAGAUUCCAGUGGAUUGUCCUCCUGGGAAGUCGAGAAGGUAUGCAAUCUGCUGCGUUGGUGGGGCCUAUGAUCAUGACACCGGGACAGAGGAGGAGCAACCAAUUAGCGGCUUCUUUGGGAAGUAUUACGGUCCAUUUCUGACCAAGAAAUGGACCAAAGUGUCCAUUGUGGUUCUCUACGCCGCGUAUCUGGCUGUCAGCGUCUACGGAUGUCUUGAACUGAAGGAGGGUAUUGACCUAAGGAACCUGGCUUCAGAUGAUUCCUACAUUUCCAAAUAUUACAACGACAUAAGUGCGCACUUCUCUCACAAUGGUCCAAACGUUAUGGUGGCUGUUAAUAAGCCACUUGCCUAAUGGGAAGAAGACCAGCGCAAAAAUCUCAGCUCCUGCAUUACAGAUUUUAAAAAGUUGGACUAUGUUGACAAAAACUUCUCUCUUUCCUGGCUAGAUUCUUUCCAAAGCUAUGCAAAUGCAAAUUAUCUUGAUAUAAACUCUGAAAAUACCUUCAAAAGAAACCUCCUUCCCUUCUUGGAAAAACGUCCAAUGACCAGGCAGGACAUUCAUUUCGAUGCACAUAACAAGAUCCGUUCAUCUCGCUUCUUUCUUCAGACGCUAAACAUCAACACGACAAAGAAACAGAAGGAYAUGCUGAUAAGCCUCAGAAAAACUGCUGAAAAAUGCCCCAUCAAAUUACUGGUUUAUCAUCCAUCGUUUAUCUACUUAGACCAGUACACUGUUAUUGUGGAUAACACCAUCCAGACUAUCGUGGUUGCCACAGUGUUGAUGCUGGCGAUCUCCUUACUCCUGAUACCCAACCCGCUCUGUUCGCUGUGGGUGGCGUUCUCCAUUGGGUCGGUAAUUGUGGGUGUAGCUGGAUUCAUGGCACUAUGGGACGUGUCCCUGGACUCAAUCUCCAUGAUAAAUCUGAUCAUCUGUAUCGGUUUCUCCGUCAACUUUUCCGCCCAUGUCUCGUACGCCUUUGUUUCGAGCACCAAGGCCGACUCGAACGACAAGGCKGUGGAUGCGCUGGCCCACCUGGGGUUUCCCAUAGUGCAAGGAGCUGUCUCCACCCUUUUAGGGGUGGUGGCACUGUCUUUCUCAGAAAGCUACAUCUUCAGGACUUUUUUCAAACUCAUUUUUUUGGUUAUUACGUUCGGGCUGGUUCACGGUGUUGCUUUCCUUCCUGUGUUUUUGACCUUCGUUGGGAUGUGCAGAAAUGGAUGAUGUAGAUAUGCAACACUAAAUACAUCAUGUAAAUAAAACAUACAAUACUUCUUUUAUUUUUUAGAUGUUAGUGUGAAUGAAUUAAGGAACGUAAAAUAGGUUAAAACCAACUCACGCCACUAGCUAUUCAUCUUCGGACAUAGUCAUUGGAUAUUGACGUGAAACMACACCUGUUAACAUUACAGCGUCAACCUUUUUGGUUAUUACCCAGUAUGGUUUCCCUUCAUCUGCRAUUGAUUGGUCUGAUUUUCUUAUGUAUCUAUGUUUCUCUCUUUGCUGUAAUUUGACAUUUUAUGUACUUAAAUUGUAGACUUUAAGCUGC